AUGGACUCUCCUAUGUACAAGGACGACACCCCCAAUGGCAGAGGCAAGGACAGCGCUUCUCCUCAGAGAGGCUUCCAACCUCGCCACGGUGAGAAUGGUGUCAUCAAGGUUCAGCCUCCGCGCAGAGAGGACCUGCAGCCCUCGUACGCGCAGAUGCUUCAGGGCGAGACUGAACCCGAUGCCCAUGGCUGGUACGGUUCUAUGAUCAACACGCUCGGAUCCUGUGUCGGUUUCUUCGGUGCCAUUCCUUGCUGCAUCGUCUGCCCCAACCCUUACAAGCCUGUAUCACAGGGCAACGUCGGCCUCGUCACCAAGUUCGGCAAAUUCACUCGCGCCGUCGACCCUGGUCUGGUUAAGAUCAAUCCCCUCUCCGAGCGCCUGAUUCAGGUCGAUGUCAAGAUCCAGAUUGUUGAGGUGCCCCGGCAAGUCUGCAUGACCAAGGACAAUGUCACCCUCAACCUGACCUCGGUCAUCUACUAUCACAUCACCUCGCCACACAAGGCCGCAUUCGGCAUCUCAAACAUCCGGCAGGCUCUGAUCGAGCGUACCCAGACUACUCUGCGCCACGUCGUUGGUGCCCGCGUCCUACAGGACGUCAUCGAACGUCGCGAAGAGAUCGCCCAAAGCAUUGGCGAGAUCAUCGAGGAUGUCGCGAUGGGUUGGGGCGUCCAAGUCGAGUCUAUGCUCAUCAAGGACAUCAUCUUCAGCAACGACCUACAAGACUCGCUCUCCAUGGCCGCCCAGUCUAAGCGUAUUGGUGAAUCCAAGGUCAUCGCUGCCCGCGCUGAGGUCGAGUCCGCCAAACUCAUGAGACAAGCCGCCGACAUUCUCAGCUCUGCUCCUGCCAUGCAAAUCCGUUACCUCGAGGCUAUGCAAGCCAUGGCCAAGACGGCCAACAGCAAGGUCAUCUUCCUGCCUGCCGCCAACCAGACUAUGCCUGAGGGUGCUAUGAAAGCGGCGCUGGCCCCAGACGCUGGGGGCCCCAGCAACUAUCAAAGCAAGCAGAACACCGGCAACCAGUUCAAUAUGGACUCAGGUGACGGAUUCCAACAGGCCAUGAACGCUCGCGUCAUUGAGAAUAUUUAA
Molecule: messenger RNA, 1086 nt
Organism: Cyphellophora europaea CBS 101466
Lineage: Eukaryota; Fungi; Ascomycota; Eurotiomycetes; Chaetothyriales; Cyphellophoraceae
Exons: 2
Coding region: 1-1086 (361 amino acids)
Cellular component (GO): plasma membrane
Source: RefSeq, a predicted model, not a curated record